UGACACUGCAGACGAAGAGGCCCAGGCUCAGCUUUUCUACACGCGCGAUUAAGCACGUGGCAGCCAGUCCCGUUCCUCAUGAAAUGUGAAUGCAGAAGCAGUGUCUCGAAUUCUUCAAUUGACUGUUAGUUGGAUUCCGCUGCUCGCCAAUGAUGAAUUACUGUAGAAUUAACAUUUCCCAGUAGCCAAGCGGACAAUCAAAAUCAAUGGUCCAUUCUCAAGGUUUGCGUUUUCUAUCAGGCAUUCUGUGGACAUGAAAGAAAGGAAUACUACUUCAACGCUUAAGCGCAUUUUAGUCAACUGUACUGUCCAGGCAAAAGAUUAUGGAAGUUGUGUUGCAGCAAGGGUUCCAGAAAUUGAGCGUGAUAUGUGCUUGAAAGAAUUUCUCGCACUGAAGAAUUGCAUGCAGAAUACGAUACGAGGAAAGGCUUAGGCAUUUGUCAUUGUUAUUUUAGGCAUCUACUGAAGUAAGCACCAUUUUAGCCUCUCAGCGUGUAGUGGGGAAUACAUUGCAUAUGACUCUGGCUCAGGAUUGCUCAAUUCAGUGCUAGCCAUAUACUCUGUCUAAAUCUCAAGCUUGAGAGGCAAAGAACUUAGGAAUGUCUGGGAAAGCAUCAAGUUCACAGCUUACUGUUGGUUUUAGUGGGUCUGGUGGGCUAUCACAUGUUUAUAUUCAAUCUCCACCUUUGCGAUGUAGCAUUCCGGGGUCAAGGGGUUUAUAUUAUGAUGAUGGGAGUAAGUUGCUACUUGCCCCAACGGCUAAUGAGGUGUUUUCUUGGAAGACCGUUCCUUUUGAUCCUUGUGUUGCUCCUACAUCUGAUUCAAUAACUGAAGGGCCAAUCUUAUCUAUUCGAUAUUCUUUAGACACAAAGCUAAUAGCAAUCCAACGGUCUAGUCAAGAGAUACAGAUUUGGCAUAGAGAAACUGGUGAAACUUUCAGUCACAAGUGCAGGGCAGAGUCAGAGAGUAUACUAGGAUUCUUUUGGACUGACUGUCCACUGUGUGAUUUAGUACUUGUGAAAACGAGUGGGCUCGAUUUACUUGCCUAUGAUCACGAGUCAAAAUUGCUCGACUUGGUGGAGACAAGGAAACUGAAUGUCAGUUGGUAUAUCUAUACACAUGAGAGUCGCUUGGUUCUUCUUGCUUCAGGAAUGCAAUGCAAGACAAUCACUGGAUUUCAGCUUUCAUCUGCAGGUAUUGUUCGCUUGCCAAAAUUUGAAAUGGCAACGGCCAAGUCUGAGGCUAACAGUAAACCUGUCCUAGAUGCUGAAGAUAUCCAUAUUGUGACUGUCUAUGGGAGGAUAUACUGUUUGCAAGUUGAUAGGAUAGCAAUGCUACUUCACUCAUAUCGGUUUUAUCGCGAUGCUGUUGUACAACAGGGUUCCUUGCCAAUAUAUUCAAGCAAGAUUGCUGUGAGUGUAGUCGAUAAUGUACUGCUCAUUCAUCAAGUGGAUGCAAAGGUUGUUAUACUCUAUGACAUAUUUGCCGACUCUCGAGCACCCAUAUCUGCUCCACUUCCUCUACUGUUUAGAGGUUUCCCUAGGUCAAAUGUUCCUUACUCUCGAUCUAGUAGCAAAGAUAGUGAAAGUGCAGAGGCCAAUACAAGUGAUCAUGAAACAACCAUUUAUGGAGAUGACUGGACAUUUUUAGUUCCUGACCUAAUAUGUGAUGUUGCCAGUAAUUUGUUGUGGAAGAUUCAUCUAGACUUAGAGGCAAUUUCUGCCAGUAGCUCUGAAGUUCCUUCAGUACUAGAGUUCCUGCAGCGACGGAAGUUGGAAGCUAACAAGGCUAAACAGUUGUGCCUGGCAAUAACACGUACCAUCAUCUUGGAAAGGAGACCAGUGUCCAUGGUUGCCAGGGCAAUAGAUGUCCUUGUUUCUAAUUACUCUUACUCAAUCAAAACAGGAAGCUAUCUCAAGGGAGUAAAAGUGGAGAGGACUUCAGCUUCCAGCAGGGCACAUAUAAGUAGUUCCACUCCCAGUGCCACUUUAUCUGCGAGUGGGAUUGAUAUACUUGGAAAAUCAAACCAACAUACACCUACUGUUGGUGUUGAGAAUGAAUCAGUCAAUAAGUCUCCAAAUAUUUCUACUUCAGACUCGGAAAGUGAAGCACAUUCUGAAUCACUCAAAACCACCAUGAGUGGUCUUCAGAAGGUGUACGGGGAGACCUUAUUGGGUGCUAAAAAUGCUAGCUCCGAAGUCCAGCCAUCAUCUUCUCAACCUCAUCGUCCUGGACCGAGAAACAACCCUCUAAAUGCUAAUGUUUCUGAGUGGCAGGAAUUGCAACUUGCUUCACCAGCAAUUUCACCUGAUGAGAUGUAUAGCUUUGUUUUUGCUCCAGUUGAAGAAGAGAUGGUGGGAGAUCCGUCUUACUUGGUUGCCAUCAUUAUUGAAUUCCUCCGCAGCACAAAUUUGGAAAAGAUUAAAGCUCAUCCAAACAUCUAUGUGUUGACGAUACAAGUUUUAGCCCGCAAUGAGCGAUAUAUGGAACUUACAUUGUUUGUCAUAAACAAGGUUCUUGAGCCCUCAAAAGAAGUAGCAAUGCAGCUUCUAGAGUCAGGCCGUCAGAAUAGCCAAAUCAGGAAGCUGGGUCUGGAUAUGCUGAGACAUCUCUCUUUACAUCAUGACUAUGUAGUGCUGCUAGUGCAAGAUGGAUAUUAUCUUGAAGCCUUGCGUUAUGCAAGGAAGCAUAAGGUCAGUACUGUCCGGCCUUCAUUGUUUCUCGAAGCUGCUUUGACUUCCAAUGAUUCUCAGCUUCUUGCAGCUGUCCUGAGAUUCUUUUCAGACUUCAUUCCUGGAUUUGGAAACACAUCAGAUCACCACAAAUAUUACCGUAUUCUCAAUGAGAUGAACUCAGCCAUAGCUACUUGAAAGUCAUUCAGACAUCUGAUUAUGACUUUUUUGAGUAUGAGAACUAGCAAUAUCUAGGUUCAGAAAAUGAGAGACUUAAUUUUUCUGUUCAUGUCUCAAACAAAAGAGACAAAAAGGUAAUUAGUUUUUAACCGACAUGUUUCCUCUGGUCUGGGCACUAAGACCAGUUGAACUGUUUCAUAAUUUAAAUAGUUUUAACUAUUUUGAGAAAGAUGAGUAAAAGUGCAAACUUUUGAUAUGCAUUACACAAUAUUUAGACCUAGAAAA
This is a messenger RNA of Jatropha curcas, 3137 nucleotides long. RefSeq names its product C18orf8. NCBI's taxonomy places the organism in Eukaryota, Viridiplantae, Streptophyta, Magnoliopsida, Malpighiales, Euphorbiaceae. Gene Ontology annotation, cellular component: Mon1-Ccz1 complex; late endosome membrane; lysosomal membrane. Gene Ontology annotation, biological process: regulation of autophagy. The record is from RefSeq and is a predicted model, not a curated record.